Molecule: messenger RNA, 390 nt
Organism: Orycteropus afer afer
Lineage: Eukaryota; Metazoa; Chordata; Mammalia; Tubulidentata; Orycteropodidae
Gene: KCNE1
Product: potassium voltage-gated channel subfamily E regulatory subunit 1
Exons: 1
Coding region: 1-390 (129 amino acids)
Biological process (GO): ventricular cardiac muscle cell action potential; regulation of heart rate by cardiac conduction; negative regulation of delayed rectifier potassium channel activity
Cellular component (GO): membrane
Molecular function (GO): voltage-gated potassium channel activity involved in ventricular cardiac muscle cell action potential repolarization; transmembrane transporter binding; delayed rectifier potassium channel activity
Source: RefSeq, a predicted model, not a curated record
AUGGUUCCACCAAAUACCACAACUGUAAUGCCCUUUCUGACCAAGCAGUGGCAGGAAGCAGUUCCACAAGAUGGCAACGUGUCUGGCCUGCCCCGUUGGUCCACCAUCAGUGAGGACAGUGAACUGGAGGUGCUCUACAUUCUCAUUGUGCUUGGCUUCUUUGGCUUCUUCACCGUGGGCAUCAUGCUGAGCUAUAUCCGUUCCAAGAAGUUGGAGCACUCCCACGACCCCUUCAACAUGUACAUUGAGUCCGACACCUGGCAGGAGAAGGACAAAGCAUAUUUCCAGGCCCGGAUUCUGGAGAGCUACAGAGCAUGUUAUGUCAUUGAGAAUCAACUAGCUGUAGACCAACCCAAUGCACACCUACCUGAGAUGAAGCCUUCCUCCUGA